AUGGACGGCGAAGAGCCAACGCAAGAGCCAACGCAAGCGACGCAAAAUAUCCUCGACCCUCGCCGACUAGGCAAGCAGAACUCGGGCUUUUCGGACGAAGACAUCUCAGACAUCAUCUGCGUGCUGUACCCACACUCGGACACUGCGCGAAUCGAGGUCCAGCAGCUGCUCAAGACCGAGUCGCCGUACCUCAUCGGCAGAGACGAAGCCGACGACGUCGAACUCGAUUAUGAGCACGAGGACCGACCGAGUCAAUUCGAAUCCAACCCCGCAAACCAUGGCAACCACGCCAUUAUCCUGCGGCUCUCCAGCCAAGUUCACAGCCCUGCGGCCGGCUUUGUCUUUGGGAGGAACCCUGGUAGAUGCGACAUAGUCUUCGCCAAUGAUCCGCUGCGGAGGAUCAGCAACAUCCAUUUUCGCAUAUUUGUCAAUGAGCACGGCACCGUCAUGAUCGAGGACAAGUCUACCAAUGGAACCUUUGUCGACGAUCGCCUCCUCAAAAAUGCCCACAGAGACCCUACAAAGAAGCCCAUUCUCAAAUGGAUGUUGAGCUCAGGAUCACUUAUCCGAAUCUAUCUACACAACGAGAUGCAGGACCUUACCUUUCGAGUCCGAAUCCCUCGCCGCGCCGACGAAUAUAUGGAUGCCUACCAGCGCAAGGUGGACGACUAUUUCCUUCGACACAACUUAUUACCGGGGCCCGUUGAAACCAUUACCGCCGGCCCUGGAGGCCACGUUGAUUUAUUCAAGAACGCUGGCCAGCUGAUAACGCCGCGGCGCCCAGAACGCCAACCGAGCGAACAACGCUCUCCCACAAAGCGCAAAGAUAACCGAGGCGUGCGGCGAGAGUGGAAUGGGUCUGGCAAGUACAAUCGGAUUGGUAUGAUUGGCAAGGGAGCAUUUGCCGUAGUCUACAAGGUGACAUCCAAGUACGAUGGGAUGCCAUAUGCUGCCAAAGAGAUUGAGAAGCGCCGCUUUAUUAAGAAUGGAGUGCUGGACCAGAAAGUUGAAAAUGAGAUGAAGAUUAUGCAGAGAGUAAAACAUCCCAAUAUCGUGCGUUAUAUGGAAAAUUUCGACUGGGAGGAUCGACUACUCAUUAUCAUCAUGGAGCUUGUACCUGGGGGUGAUAUUGGAAAGCAUGUCGCAGACGAGGGGCCGUUUCCAGAAGCGGAGGCUAGGAUAAUUUCCCAGCAGUUGCUGAGCGCACUCGCCUACUUACAUAACAACAACAUCACUCACAGAGACGUCAAGCCGGACAACAUAUUGAUCAACUCACUCAACCCUCUGGAAGUCAAACUCACAGAUUUUGGCCUCUCGAAAAUGGUGGAUACGGAGCAGACAUUCCUCAGAACGUUUUGUGGCACCCUACUAUACUGUGCUCCAGAGGUGUAUAACGAGUAUGCAGAGUAUGACGACAAAGGCGUCAGGAGCAGGGGAAAGAAGGCUCGCCGUGCUCCAGGCCAAAGAUAUAACCAUGCCGUGGAUAUCUGGUCAUUAGGCGGCGUCAUCUUUUAUUCCAUGACCGGCCAGCCUCCUUAUCCCGUAAAGAGCGGCACUAGCUAUUCCGAGCUGCUGCAUCAGAUCAUGACUAUGUUGCUAGAUAUAAGACCACUAGACGAACGUGGUAUUUCCGAUAGCGGGAUUGACUUCAUCUGCGCCAUGCUUCAGAGAAGGCCGGAAAACCGUGCGACGGUGGAAGAGCUGGACGAGCAUCCAUGGAUCCACAGCAGGACUAUUGAGGCCUCACAGUCGUUUGACGAAAUCACCGACGAAGAAGAUGUCUUGGAGUCUUCCCAGUAUCACGGGACUCAGCACCAACCAAACGUGUACCAAAUCGAGGACGAGAAUGACCGGGUGAGUGAUUCUGCAGGGGAAGAAUCGGAAAGAGAAGACGAAAACGAGCAGCAAGAGCAAGAUGAGAAGGAAAACAUUGGCUGGAAUUAUACCUUUGGGCAAGGCACGAUGCGACCUCUCCGAUUAUUUGGAGAGGUUGGUGUCUCGGCCGUUGGCAGUUCUGGUGCCGUCCCAGAGAGCCAGCUGAAUCUACCAGCUGCGAAAAUGACCGGCGAUGGCAGCAACGGUAGCAAUUUUGAAGGCCAAGACGACGAGGCUUACGAUUCUGGGGAUUCUGGGGAUUCCGGUGCAACCCUGGUUAAGCUCGGCAGCAUAUUUAGGCCAGAGAGAAGCGUGUCUAUCGAUCACGCGCAAUCUGCCGAUCAACUGCAAAGCUUGGUGGAAAACGUUGCUUCACAAAGCCUUGGCGUCUCUGUGGUCGGGGUUGAGGAUCCAAAUGCGUCCAGCUAUUCAAUUGCCUCCUCCGACUUCAACGCCAGCAAGCGAAAAUCCCCUUCGCCUCUUGCAGCAAGUGCAGAUUUUGAUAAUGAUAGCACGCCUACCGAAAAGCCAGCCCUUAAAAGAUUAAAAUCAGAGGGGUAUAUGGACGAUGUUGCCGACCCUACAAUCGAAGAGUAUAAUUUACUGUCCCGUAUGCCACCGAUUCAGAGAUCUAACUCCGGCCGCCAGAUCGAUGAACCGGUGAGCAAAAAGCACUUUUGGGCUCAGGAUCGCAGGACGUGGCAUCUCAACUACCCCGAGAUGACACAGCUUCAGUAUGAUGCGUUUCUCCUAGCAGCCAAUCGGCGAAAGGAAGAGUUCCUCCCGGGCAAAACGCCCCUGUGGAGCCUGGCUAUGAAGUACUUCCCCCCUGUUACUGCAUUAGAAAGGCAAAAUACGCCAGUUAUACAGUCUUCUCCUGACGAGGACGUCAAUAUGGACUUUCCGGCGACGGGUCCAUUCGCUGACGGCGCGGCUACUAAUAAUACAGAGAUUCCAGAUAGCCUUAGGGUAGUCCCGGUACUACAAGAAGACGGACAGCCUCGGACCAUUGCUCUGAUAGCUUCUGACACCAUGUCUUGCGUCAGAGAUAUUGAGUGUCUCAUGACCGAUACAUUGGUGUCAUUUGGCCGUGGCCUCGAGAACACUGCCGUGUACGAGGACAGAUUUAAUUCCAAAGUGCCAAAGUAUGCCUUUAAAGUUUUGCUGUGGAAGGAAGGCUAUGACCCUUCCAACGACCCCGCCAAGGUACCCCUUCCAUGGACACAGGAUUUAGCAGGAGAUGAGAAGUCAUACCACCUCUGGAUCUCGACCAAGGCCACGCUCGGGAUCCGUAUAAACGGACAAAUGCUUGACUCUUGCGACUCGAAGAAGCCCUUUGGCCCCUCGAAAAACUGGACCAAAGUCUACAACGGAGACGAGCUGCUCAUAUGGGGUGACCCCAACGAACAAACCAAGCUCAAGGUCCAAUGCCUUUGGGGCGGCUCAGCCCACGAGCGUAAAGACAAGCACCUCGAGCUCGCGACCACCGAGCUGGCCAAGGAGCUAGACGCCGCCUGCUUGCGCACGGAGAAGCGCAUCCGCGACGUCUCCGACAAGCGAGCCGACAAGCGCCAGAAGAUCAGCGAGGUCGAGGUGGAGGACAAGGAGCGCCUCCGACGGAGCGAUUCCGAGCGCGAGAGAAGCCUCUUCUUUGAGAGGAAGAGACUGGAGGCCAUUGAGUUCCUGGCUCUCAAGUCGGGCCAUUCUACCACUGGUACUGCUUCUUCGAGGAGAGGUUCUCCCGCGACUAGUCUGGCGCCCUCUAUUUUUUCGACCCGAUUCCAGUCGACUGUGAUGAGGACGAGUCCGGAGAAGGAUGCUGUGCGGUUGGUUCGAUGA
Trichoderma asperellum CBS 433.97 is the source of this 3714-nucleotide messenger RNA. RefSeq lists its product as uncharacterized. The record is from RefSeq and is a predicted model, not a curated record. Gene Ontology annotation, cellular component: nucleus. NCBI's taxonomy places the organism in Eukaryota, Fungi, Ascomycota, Sordariomycetes, Hypocreales, Hypocreaceae. Gene Ontology annotation, biological process: mitotic DNA damage checkpoint signaling; protein phosphorylation. Gene Ontology annotation, molecular function: protein serine/threonine kinase activity; protein binding; ATP binding.